UCGUCGUCUCGUCUUCUUCUUGUUCCUGCCAAGAAGGUCAAAAAACCCAAUCCAUCAACCGCUGCUAAUCCAAGGGGAGAAGAAAAAAUGGUGAAACGCAUCAGUUUCACGAGUUGAAGGAUCUUAUCGUCCGUCUCCGCCGCUGCUUACGCUGCUUCCGUUCACCCACUCGCCUCCGGUGGGUUUCCGGUGGCCGGUAAUAUCGGCUUCGUCGAUUUCGAUUUGAAUAUGAAGAGAAGUGACAACUUCAACAGCAACAACGACAAAAAAGGCGAUAAUCACAGUGAGAACAGUACCAAUGGCUUGUUGCCGAAUUCACUAAAGAUCAUAUCUAACUUCAUCAGAACAGCUUCCUCCGGCGUCCGUUUAGCCAGCGCCUCCGUGGCCGCUUCUCUUUCCGGCCAGUCUCUGGAGAACAAGGACCAGGUGCUUUGGUCCUCCUUUGACAGAUUACACAUAGAUCCAUCUUCCUUCAACCAUGUCCUCUUGCUUGGUUAUACCAACGGUUUUCAAGUCCUUGACAUCAAUGAUGCUGCUAAUGUCAGUGAACUUGUUUCAAAGCGGGAUGACCCAGCCACAUUAUUACAGAUGCAGCCCCUCCCUGCAAUGUGUGAGGGUAUUGAAGGAUUUAGAACAUCACAUCCCCUACUUAUAGUAGUUGCUGAUGAAGCUAAAGUCUCAGGGAAUCUUGCCCUUUCUCCUACAGUUGUCCGAUUCUAUUCUCUGAGAUCUCACAACUAUGUUCAUGUUCUGCGAUUCCGAUCAACUGUCUAUAUGGUCAGAUGCAGCCCCCUAAUAGUAGCUGUUGGCCUUGGUUCACAGAUAUACUGUUUUGAUGCUCUAACUCUUGAGAACAAGUUCAGUGUUCUCACUUAUCCAGUCCCUCAGUUUGGAAGCCAAGGGAUAUCUGGGAUCAAUGUUGGAUAUGGUCCGAUGGCUAUCGGUUCUAGAUGGUUAGCUUAUGCUUCCAACAAUCCUUUGUCCUCUAAUACAGGUCGUCUAAGUCCACAGAAACUUGCGUGUCCUGGUGUAAGUCCAUCUACCUCGCCAAACAGUGGAAAUCUAGUGGCAAGAUAUGCCAUGGAAUCUAGUAAGCAUCUCGCUGCUGGGUUAAUCAACUUGGGUGAUAAAGGUUACAAGACUAUAUCUAAAUACUGUCAGGAUAUCAAGCAUGAUGGUACUGGUUCUCCCGUUUCUUCCAUUUCCAGUUGGAAAGGUGGUCGUCCCGCAUCACACUCAGCAGAAACAGAUGUUGCUGGAACGGUUGUCAUCAAAGAUUUUGAAUCACAAGCUAUUAUAUCGCAAUUCAGAGCUCACACUAGUCCACUAUCUGCUCUGUGUUUUGAUCCAAGUGGCACUCUGCUAGUCACUGCAUCAAUCCACGGAAACAAUAUAAAUAUCUUUCGGAUUAUGCCAUCUUCCACAAAGAGUGGAUCAGGCACCCAAACCUAUGAUUGGAGCUCUUCUCAUGUACACCUCUACAAACUGCAUCGUGGUAUGACAUCAGCGGUAGUGCAAGAUAUUUGUUUUAGUCAUUAUAGUCAGUGGGUUGCUAUUGUUUCAUCCAAGGGUACAUGCCACAUUUUUGUUCUUUCCCCUUUCGGUGGAGAAAAUGUUCUUGAAAUACAGAAUUCUCAUGGCGAUAGACCUUCACUUGCACCAUCAGUGUCCCUGCCGUGGUGGUCGAGUUCAUCAUUCACAACCAACCCCAUUUCUCUUACACCGCCAGCGUCUGUAAAUCUGACUGUAAUUAGCCGAAUCAAAAGCAACAAUUUCUUCCAAGCUGCGAGUUCAGUUGCGGGGAUACCAUCUUUUCCCUCCGGUGCCAUUGCUGCUGUUUUCCAUCAAUCUGUACCUAACGAGUCAUUGUCAGCUAAUGCCUUGGAGUAUUUACUGGUUUACACUCCGUCUGGUCAUGUGGUUCAAUACAAAAUCGUGCCACAACUUGGAGGAGACCCGGCUCAAAGCUACUCAAGAGUUGGAGCAGCUUCUGUGUCAACCUCUGAUGAGGAGUUGCGGAUGAAAGUUGAACCAGUGCAUUGUUGGGAUGUCUGUCGAAGAACUGAUUGGCCAGAAAUAGAGGAAAACAUACAUGAGCUUAUUCUUGGUCGACGAGAAACUGCAGAUAUUACUACAGACGCUUCUGAUAUUGAGGAUAAUGACAUUGGACACAAGGAGUUGGUGAAGCCUCCAGAAAAGGACCAUGUAUAUCUUGCCAAUGCAGAAGUGCAGAUUAACUCAGGAAGAAGACCGAUCUGGCAAAAUUCUAAGAUAUCUUUCUAUUCGAUGUUUCAACGAGAGGCUGAUGUUGAGAACUCAAGUGUUCACCAUUCCGGUGGGGAGACAGAAAUUGAGAAGGUAUCUGCAAGUGAGGUUGAAAUCAGGCGAAAGGCAUUCCCUGUGUUCGAUGAUUUUCACAGUAUCAACUCGAGCAACCGAGGUCUUCCUGGGGAAAAGUACCCGGAUUCAUCUUCUGAUCCUGAUCAAGCAAAAGAAAAUCUGCUGACAGGGAUUUCUUGCUUGGCCAUUGAGAAUGAUGAGAGAAAAGGAAGCAAUCCCUCUUCUGGAGUACAUAUACAAAUACAAAAUCAAAAUCCCCCUAACGACACUGACUAUAUCGACACCCCUCUGCCCGUUGAAAUAACAAUUGGAAACAGCAGCAGGGCCAGGGAAAGUGAAGCUUCGAGUGGAAGCUCUAACCGUUCUGAUCUCAGCAUGAAUGCCCGAGAAGAGGGAACGAGUGACGAAUCGCCCAAUUUUGACCCCGCAGAAAACGCUACUGAAGCAGACAAUGAUGCUCCAUGCCAUCGUGAAGAAUCUGAUGAAGGUGGCGACAACGACGAUGAUGUUUUCCCUUUCUCAGAAGAAGGUUGAGAAUGCAAUGAUCUUCUUGCUCGUGUUUUGGCAAUGGAGAGGGAGGGGUAUCACUCACUUACUAACCCAAGAUGCUUACUUGACUGAUUAAAUAGAAUUGGCUUCUUCGUGGUGUGUUUCCAGUUUCAGGGAACAUUCCGGUCUUCUCUCUCGAGCUCGUUAAUGGGAUAUUCGUUUUCAACAGUCUCCAUUUAGUUUCAUGGGCUGUUUCUUCUAAUUCUUCUUCACGUGUAACUCUUCUUUUCACUCAUCAUGAAAAAGGGGGAAAUAGAGUAAAGAAAGAUUUUUUUGAUCC
This is a messenger RNA of Tarenaya hassleriana, 3169 nucleotides long. RefSeq names its product autophagy-related protein 18h. Gene Ontology annotation, cellular component: cytoplasm. The transcript is spliced from 9 exons. The coding region runs from base 229 to 2874 and encodes 881 amino acids. The record is from RefSeq and is a predicted model, not a curated record. Gene Ontology annotation, molecular function: protein binding. Gene Ontology annotation, biological process: autophagy; response to starvation. Lineage: Eukaryota; Viridiplantae; Streptophyta; Magnoliopsida; Brassicales; Cleomaceae.